This is a messenger RNA of Armigeres subalbatus, 4343 nucleotides long. It is a transcript of the gene Ssdp, whose product is annotated as single-stranded DNA-binding protein 3. Gene Ontology annotation, cellular component: nucleus. NCBI's taxonomy places the organism in Eukaryota, Metazoa, Arthropoda, Insecta, Diptera, Culicidae. The record is from RefSeq and is a predicted model, not a curated record. Gene Ontology annotation, molecular function: single-stranded DNA binding; protein binding. The coding region runs from base 1851 to 3170 and encodes 439 amino acids. Gene Ontology annotation, biological process: positive regulation of transcription by RNA polymerase II. The transcript is spliced from 14 exons.
AAGCCAAUCUGUCCGGUUCGCUCGGUACAAUUCGCCUGGUGUAGAAAAUGCGAGAUUUGUGUAUUAAAGGUUUCUAAUUUUGAUACCGUUUGUUCGAACCUGAUUAACAUCUAGUGGGCACUGGUUUUAAGGUAGAAAGAGGUGGAGAAGAAAUGAUCACCUCACACCGUGAACCAUCUGAAUCCGAAAAGGCCCAUGGUAAGGAGACGACUCCGUAACCAUCAUCCUCACCGUACGAAUAUAUCCGCCUUUAUAAAGGACCCGGAGUGGUGUGCGGAGUGAUAUCGCAACGAGACAAAUAGACACAAUCAUCAAGGGGGUCAUUCGCUGGUGAAGGCCCUGCCUGGGACGACGACAACGACGGCAACACUAUAGCAGUUGGAACUGGCGCACUACUGUGGCGGUGUAUGGUAGCAGGCAGAGAGUACAUUGCCAACCAAGGGGUGACUGGUAUGAGUUGAACGCGCCCGGCACAGCUCGUAGUGGUGGCAACCCGGUCGUUUUGCGCAUGUGUAUGUGAAAUGGUGGGAACCGCAAUGAUUAUCGCUGCUUGGGUGGAAGUGUAAGGUGGAAAACAAGAAGCAUAACCCCCCUCGCUGUUGGAGGAAAAUUGCCCAACAUUCGGUGCGGUGCAGUCGUUGGUCCUGUUAACUGUGGGUGGGUGAAGGCUCCGGGUGUCAAGGGGAAAUGAAAUUCAGUGCCGUGCGUAGUUGUGCGCGCGUGUGUCCGAGGAGAUCGCUAGCGACAACGACGACGCGUGCUGUGAUGGUGUGCGUGAGCCAGCAGCAGCAGCAGCGAGGCGAGCUGUUUUGUCGACUGUGAAGUGAGGCUUCAUUUUUUCAGUGGAUAAUCAGUAGCAGAGGCAAACGCAUCUCGCGCAAGAAACCGUGCAGCAGCAAAUCGAAGGAGUGAAGCGUACACGCGUCGUAGUCGCAACCGUGUCGUCGUCGUCGCCGCUAUAGUCGCUAAGCUGUCGACCUCCAGUCGCAAACUGGUAGCAAAAAGAAGAGUGUGAUAUUGUACGUAAAAAAAAAAUAUCGGUAUUAUUUCGGAUGUGCACGGGUGGCAAACAAAACUCACGUAAAACGAGAGUGGAUUACCGAGGGGCGAUCGAUUUGGGUGAUUUUUGUGUGUGGUGAUCGGGUGCCUAUCCCCCCUGUGCGGGGAAGCUCAAGAUCGUGAUCGAAAAUAUAAUGACCUCCUAAAACGCGAGGUUCGCCGGGAUUGCAUUAGUAAAACAAACAAAUAGUGGUGGAUUUUCAGCGCAAUGAUUACAACAAAGUGAAAUAUGUCCGAAGUCGGUCACCACCGCAGCCGUCGCCUCAACAACCACCACCACCAGUACCGUCACCAUCGGAAGUGAACCAACAACAAACAACAGUUAGAAGAGUCAGUGUUCGGUUAUUGCUGCCUGCGCGCGCGCCCUCGCCUACCAUACCACACGCUGCUGUGCUGCACUGAAGCAAAGGCAUCGUCUCGAGGGAGAGAAUAAAUUGGCUUUUGGAGGUUGGAUACAAAAUAAUAACAGCGAGAUCCACACGGGAUCGAAGCCCCCAAAGUUGUCGUUCGUGGUGUCUAUUGAUUAGGGGGAUUGUUCUUGUAUAAUUGUCGUGAGGUUUUACGCCUGAGUUUGUUCGUUCGUUUUGUGAAGUGCGCGUACCGGCGAAUGUUGGUGCAGGGUUGCGGGAAGGAGUUGGAACGGUUCCGACCGAAGAGGGCCCGCGAAGAGAUCAUCUGCUGAUCUGGUGAUUUAGAAGUAGUGCGUCGAUCUCGACCCGGAAAACGGCAUCAUUUAAUCCUAGUUUCUAUUACCGGAUAAGGCAAGGGGAAGAUAUUUAAGUGUUAUCAAAAUGUAUGCUAAAGGAAAAGGGACAGCGGUGCCGUCGGAUGCACAAGCUAGGGAAAAAAUUGCACUUUAUGUAUAUGAAUAUUUAUUACACGUAGGAGCAUCGAAAGCAGCACAAACAUUCUUAUCGGAGAUCCGGUGGGAGAAGAAUAUCACACUAGGCGAACCUCCGGGCUUCCUGCACUCGUGGUGGUGCGUGUUUUGGGAUCUCUACUGUGCGGCACCGGAACGACGGGAUACCUGCGAGCAUUCAUCCGAGGCCAAAGCAUUUCAUGAUUACGGUUUCGUGAGUUCAGGCUACGGAGUGAACGGAAUAGCACACAAUGCCGGUCCAGCGCCGAGUCCGCUGGGACAGUUACCACCAAACGAGGGCAUGCCAGGCGGCCCGAUGGCGCCAGCCGGUUUCUUCCCGAAUUCCUCAAUUAGGCCAUCACAACCUUCACAUCCUAGUAGUGGGCAGUCCCCACACCCACAACCACCAAACUCGCAUGGACAGAUGAUGGGCAGCCAGCCAUUCAUGGGAGGUCCCCGGUACCCACCUGGUCCCCGACCCGGAGUCCGAAUGCCGCAAGGAAUUGGAAACGAUUUCAAUGGUCCCCCCGGACAACCCAUGAUGCCAAAUAGUAUGGAUCCCACGCGGCAAGGUGAAGCUGGAGACUUUGUAGCAUGGCAAGGCCCCCCUGGCAUGGGUCCGAUGAAUCCUAGAAUGAAUCCACCUCGCGGCCCCGGAAUGGGUCCAAUGGGCGCCGGCACGUACGGACCGGGCAUGCGCGGUCCACCGCCCAACAGCAGCCUAGGGCCCGGCGGUAUGCCUCCGAUGGGAAUGGCCGGCGGACGGCCCCAGUGGCAACCGAACACUUCGUCGCCCAUGAACUAUUCAUCCUCGUCACCUGGAAACUACGGUGGUCCACCUGGGCCAAGUGGACCGCCCGGUCCCGGAACGCCCAUCAUGCCAUCACCUCAAGAUUCAUCCAACUCCGGCGGCGAGAACAUGUACACACCAAUGAAGCCCGAAUUCCCCAUGGUCGGCGGCUCGGACGGGGGCGGCCCGAUGGGUGGUCCGAUGGGCCCGAACUCGAUGGGCGGCCCGGUACUUAACAACGACGGCCUGGACGGUAUGAAGAAUAGCCCGGCGAACGGACCCGGCACGCCCCGGGAAGACUCCGGCAGCGGCAUGGGCGACUACAACCUCGGGGGCUUCGGCGGACCCGGCGAGAACGAUCAAACCGAGUCGGCCGCCAUACUCAAGAUCAAGGAAAGCAUGCAGGAAGAGGCGAAACGCUUCGAAAAAGAUUCCGACCAGCCCGAAUACUACAUGCAAUAACAUCCUCCACCAACUGCUUUUACAACAACUACUACUUCUAGUACUACGACAUCAUUUACUACUACAACAUCUACUACCACUACUUCCUCUUCUGUUGAUGAUCAGCCUUGUACGCCCAACGGUGCCGAUGUCAUGUCAACAUUUCCUGCAAUUGCCACUACUUCCCCCAAAAGCAUCUGAUUUUCCUUAUCUGGGUUUACAGCAUUACUUCUCCUGGACACAAGAGACCACAAUUCUGCACGCUUCACUGGCACCUUUAUCUCUAUCGUUAAAGAGUUGAGAAAUAUGUUGGCGAAUGUUUUUGGCAAGCGAAUCAACCACUAGAAAGUACUACAUAAUGGUUUCCUCCGUUGAGGUGACCUGACGCACUAUUCAAUCAUUGGAACGUAACGGAUUUUGAAAUCCCGUCUCCUAUUCCUGUCCUAUAGUUUCUGUCCUCUAUGUUGAAACCUAAAUAGUCCAAUUAUCUCAGCAAUUCCAAAAGAGUUUCAAACAAACACAAAAACAGUAUCCAACAACGGUAACCAAAAAAGCCACUUUUACUAAAAAAUGAACGCCAAAAGGCAAAGCAAUGUAAGAAAGAGUCCUUUUCGGUUUACCUUCCCUCUAAGUUCCCUUCCUUUACAUUUGAAAUCCCUCGCAAGAGAAAACCAAAACUCGACUAUUCAUAAAAAAAUAAUUUUAUUUCUUUGAAAAUAUUAAAACGUGUUUUUGUCAAACUCCGUCGAUCAAAUCCCGCUUCCGUUAUUCGUCCAAGUGAAUCCCAGACUAACAGUGUUGAUGAUUUUUUUUUGCGAAACAGACUUGUAAGAAGUUUAAACAGAACAUAAACAAAAACCCUAUAGGAUAAUUUUACCAAUACCAAUUAAAGUAUGAGAAAUCGAGAUAGAGAGAGAAAGGUUGUAGAAAAAAUAAAUAAACAAGGAAUUUGUCGGCAUCCACGGCAGCAGUGGACUGAGAUGAAAUACAAACAACCAGAAAAAAUGCAUCUGUGUUAGAAUUUAUUAUUAAACUACAAUUAUAUUUUCUUUUCCUUUCUCUCGAAAGCAAGAUGUGCAAAAUCACACCUACACAAACACAAACAGCAGAAUAAGCCGAAAAAAGGAAAAAAAGAGAAUCCCAGGUUGAACAAAAAAGAAUAGUGGAAAAUAAUCAUUUUUUGUGAAACACAAA